This is a messenger RNA of Pieris macdunnoughi, 276 nucleotides long. The record is from the annotation of a GenBank genome assembly. Lineage: Eukaryota; Metazoa; Arthropoda; Insecta; Lepidoptera; Pieridae.
AUGAAACGUAAAUAUACACAAAUAUAUCGCGAUGAAUGGGAGCAAGAUCCCUCAUUUAAAAGUUGGUUGUCUAAAUCUAGAGUAAACACUACGAGUGCUCAUUGUAAAGCAUGCAACUGUGAAGUACUAAGUAGAGUGGCAUCUUUAAAGGAACAUAUGGCUACAUCAAAGCAUAUAAAAAACAUGAAAGGAUAUUCCGGCAUUUCUAAGAUUGAUACGAUUUUUAAAACAUCAACUAUUUCGGAAGAAGUAAAAAAGCAGAAAUCAGCAUUGUAG